This is a messenger RNA of Agrilus planipennis (emerald ash borer), 3407 nucleotides long. It is a transcript of the gene Vps11, whose product is annotated as vacuolar protein sorting-associated protein 11 homolog. The record is from RefSeq and is a predicted model, not a curated record. Gene Ontology annotation, molecular function: protein-macromolecule adaptor activity; protein binding. Bases 151 to 3273 code for a protein of 1040 amino acids. Gene Ontology annotation, cellular component: HOPS complex; endosome. The transcript has 10 exons. Lineage: Eukaryota; Metazoa; Arthropoda; Insecta; Coleoptera; Buprestidae. Gene Ontology annotation, biological process: endosome organization; intracellular protein transport; vacuole organization.
AGUUAUCUGUGGUGCAAGUGUAUUUAUGGUGCAUCUUGUAUUAUUAUUGUCUGUACUAUAUUAAUUUAUUAUUGAUAAUUAUUACUUGAUUAUAUUAAUUGUUGAAUAACUAAAUGAAUAGCAGAGGUGUAUUAUAUAUUUAACUCUACCAUGGCAUUUUUAGAGUGGCGAAAAUUUAACUUUUUUGAUUUAAAAGCCAACGUAGAUGAUGGUCGAAUAGCAAGUUUAUACAAGGAGUGUGAUAUAACAGUGGCUACUAGUGGAAACAAUCAAGCCGUUCUUGGCGAUUCAUGUGGCCAAAUUCAUAUAAUAACACGAUUUUGGCAAGUCACUACUUUUAGAGCUUAUGAAUUUAAAGUUUCUUUAGCUAAGCAGUUAAGAAGUUCACCCCUUUUAGUGACAGUUGGUGAUGAUGAUGUAGGAAUUAAUCCUUUAAUUAAGGUAUGGAAUACAACUCGUUUUGACAAAAAUGGCAUUCCAUAUUGUUGUCGAGUUUCAAGAGCAAUUCCUGGUGUUAAUCCUGUUGCAGUAACUACAUUGUGUGUACAUGAAGAACUUCAACUAAUGGCCAUUGGUUUCAUGGAUGGAUCUUUGAAUUUAUACAGGGGAGAGAUAACUCGCGAUCGUGGAAGUAAACAGAAAGUUUUUCGUGUGGCGAGCUGUGCCAUUACAGGGCUUGCAUUUCAAGCUUUAGGUCCAGCAGUAUUUUUAUUUGUAGCAACAGAAUCAUCAGUUUAUAUGUACAACAUAACACAUAAAGAUAAAGAACAUAAAAUUUCUUUAGAUAAUAUGGGCUGUGCUAAAAAUUGCAGUGUCCUAGCUGUGUAUGAGAAUUUGUUUAUGAUAGGAAGAAAUAACGCAAUAUAUUGCUAUACAAUUGAUGGUAAAGGUCCAUGUUAUGCUGUAGAUGGUGAAAAAGUUCUUUUAGAAUGGUUUCGUAACUAUUUAGUGAUCGUUUCUACAACAAAUCGUCCCAUAACUCAAGCUGUUGCCGGUAGUUCUUCACAGCCGACAUCACAAGGUCACUUAAUAACUGUUCUGGAUAUACACAACAAAUUUAUCGUCUUCUCAUCUGUAAUGGAAAAGGUCAGGACUGUAUUCAGUGAAUGGGGUUCAUUCUAUAUUAUAGACUACAAUAACAACGUUUAUCAUUUAGACGAAAAAGAUUUGCAAUCCAAACUUGCACUUCUGUUUAAAAAAAAUCUUUAUGAUUUAGCUAUUAGAAUCGCCAAAUCCCAACAAUACGAUUCGUAUGGUCUUGUUGACAUAUAUAGGCAGUAUGGUGAUCAUUUGUACGCCAAAGGGGGGUAUGAGGCUGCAAUUGAACAAUAUAUUAAGACAAUAGGUCGUUUGGAACCGAGUUAUGUCAUUCGUAAAUUUUUGGACUCACAACAUAUUGAAUACCUCACAACUUACCUGCAGGCUUUGCACAAACAGGGCCAAGCACCAGAAGAUCAUACAACACUUUUGUUAAACUGUUAUACAAAAUUAAAUAACACAGACAGUCUUAAGGAAUUUAUUCUUACUAAGGAUAAUGAUCUCGAUUUUGAUGUAGAAAUUGCUAUAAAGGUGUGUAGGUACGGGAGCCCCGAGGAGGCUUUAAUGCUGGCAAAGAAGCAUGCCAAGCACGAUUGGUACAUAAAAAUACAGAUUGAAGAUCAUGAAAAGUACAUAGAAGCACUGCAGUAUAUUUCCCGUUUAGAUUUUCAAAAUGCGGAGAAUUUUAUGAAAAAAUAUGGUAAUAUUUUAAUAGAAAAAGAACCGCACGAAAGUACGCAGUUCUUAAAGAGAUUGUGUACUAAUUAUAGACCCGUUGAUAAAACUGAUGGCAUUUUAAAUGGGAUAACAGAAUUAAAUCAAAAUGCUGAUGCCGAAGAUUACAUUCAUUUAUUUUUAAACAAUUCCGAAAGACUUGUUGAGUUUUUGGAGUACCUUAUAUCUGAGGGUUGUGUUUUGAGUAGCCCUGUUUAUGAUACCCUUAUAGAGCAUUACUUGCAUGUGUGGAGCGCCCUCGAAGCAGGCCCUGAAAAGGCAAAGUAUACACAGAAAAUUUUGAAACUCCUUCAGACAUUGGAAGUUAAAUAUGACAAACCUCAGGCCCUUGUUGUUUGUCAUAUGCAUGGAUUUAGCGAAGGGAUAUUUUAUUUAUAUGAGGAGCAAAAAUUAUAUCCGCAAAUAUUAAGGUAUCACGUUUCUAAAGGAGACGAAAGUGCAGUCUUAGCCUGUUGUAGAAGAUUUGGUCAUCAGGAACCGUCUCUUUGGGUUCAGGCUCUUUGGUCUUGCGUAAGGGAGUCUAAUAGUCCUCUAAUUGACAUUUUACCAGAGAUUUUAACAGUCAUAGCGAAAGAACGCCUUCUAUCUCCUCAGCAAGUGAUAGAGGCAAUUGGAAUUGCAAAGUCAGAUGUUACUUUGGGUCAUAUUCGUUCCUAUAUUACCAAUGAACUGCAAAAAGAGCACGAUAUAAUUGAAAAUAAUACUGAAUUAAUUGACAAAUAUCAAACAGAUAUAGAAAAGUUAAAACAGCAAGUAGAGACUUUAAAAAAUGGAGUGGUGGUUAUUCAGGGAUCUAGAUGUGCUGCAUGUCACCAUCAAUUGGAACUACCAAGUUUGCAUUUUCUUUGUCAGCACAGCUUUCAUCAUCAUUGUUUUCAGAGUUUCGCAGAAAAUGAGAAUGAAUGUCCCGCUUGUUUACCAGAAAAUAAAAAGUUAAUUGAACUAUUGAAAUCGAGAGAAUAUAAUAAGGAUUUGCAUGAAACAUUCCAUUCCCAGUUAGAGAAGGCUAGCGAUGGAUUCUCACUGGCUGCCGAAUAUUUUGGACGUAGCGUUUUCAAUAAAAUAACAGUGAUUACAGAUGAUGAAACAGAAAAAAUAUUAUCGCGAGCUAAAAAAUAUGAUGGUUAUAAUCAGUAUAAUGUUUUAAAAGCUGGAAAUAGAAUUGAAGAAUCUGCUAAAUCCAAUUAUGGGCCUAGCGCGGAAGCUCGUAUCAGGCUAUCAGAAAAUAUUAGGAAUACACCUAAAAUUAUUUCCACUUCUGAAGGAAAAAUGAGACUGCAGGAGCAUCAGUAUAGUCAGUCUUUGGAAGCGAAUAUAACAAAAUAUGGCACUCGAGGGUCAUCUAGUAAGAAGUCUGAAAGUGAUUCGCAAGUUAUAGGAAAGAAUCCAUUUGAAGAUGACUAUGAUGAUAGUAAAAAUCCAUUUACCGAUGAUGAAUUUGAUGAAACAAAUCCAUUUAGCGAUCAGUACGAUAAAAACUUAAACCCUUUUGAACCGUAAACGUAAUUUUUAAUGUACACCAUUUUCAUAUAUAUUCAUUAUUAUUUGCAUUGUAUAAAGUAUAAAGUAAGUAUUAAUUAAAGAUUAAGGAUAUUUGCUUAUAUGGGUGUUCUAUGAUGAAUAUGAAAAAUGAA